AUGUCUUCCAAAGCGCUCAAAGCGUUGGGAGAGGAUGUGUGGAAGAAUAGAGCAGAAAAGGUCGUGAGUAGCUUUCUAGCCAGCUCAGUCGUACGAGCCUGCAAGACGCAGCAACGCCCCUCAAAUCUCAUCUUCCCCUUCACCGGACCCGCCUGACGCAUACCUGCUCAUCUCUUUCGACAAACAGAACGCGGAGCUGUUCACGCUGACAUACGGAGCGCUAGUCGUGCAGCUGAUCAAGGAUUACGAGGAUUACACUGCCGUCAAUGCGCAAUUGGACAAGAUGGGCUACAAUAUCGGUACGAGGUUGAUCGAGGAUUUCCUAGCCAGAACCGGCUUGCCCAAGUGUAGGGAUUUCGCAGAGACUGCCGAGGUGCUUUCCAAAGUGGGUUGAUCGGUUUUUGCAGAAAUCUCAUCCGAAGCAUAUUCCUUAGCUGAGGCCCCUCUUUGCCAAUGUCCUGCUUUCGACGCACCUAUCGUGCCCUCAGGUCGGCUUCAGGCUGUUCCUCAACAUUGCGCCUGUGCUGCUUCCGAUCAAAGAGGUGCCUCUGACCUCGGCGUCGCAAUCCGCAGCUGUCGCCAGUGCAGGAGCCUCGGCAUCGGGCCAAACAACGCAAGAAUUCGGUCUAGUGCUGGAAGAGAACCCUCUGGCCGAGUUCGUAGAGCUGGACGAAGAAGCUAGAUUGGGCGGACUUUGGUGGAGCAAUGUGCUUUGUGGCGUUAUCAGGGGCGCUCUGGAAAUGGUGCGUCGAGCUCGUCUUGGGAGUGCACGCUGUCUCAAGAAAGUCGGAUCGUCUUGCUAUCUAGCUUGGGACCAGCUUGGGACCUUUGCUCUAUCCACAAAAGCAGGAGUCUGACACUCGCCGCUGCUCCUCUUGCUAUACAGGUCCAAUUACAAACAGAAGUCAGAUUCGUUUCGGACGUUCUAAGGGGCGACGAGACUACAGAGAUGCGGGUCAAACUCAUUCGCAUCUUGGACGAAGAAGCUCCGAUCGCUGAUGAUUGA
Molecule: messenger RNA, 1006 nt
Organism: Ceraceosorus bombacis
Lineage: Eukaryota; Fungi; Basidiomycota; Exobasidiomycetes; Ceraceosorales; Ceraceosoraceae
Source: the annotation of a GenBank genome assembly